AUGCUGAAAAAAAAAAAUAAGUAUGAUUAUUAACAGAUUAGUAAGCCAACUAUAAAUGGACAGAGUGAAACUUUAAACAAUUGCAGGGAUAAGGAUAUUUAAUAUUAUAUAUACUAUGCUCUGAUUGUAGAAAGAAUUAAGGAUAAUCCGCUUUAAUGUUUAUUAAAUAGCAAACCAAAGUAUAAGAGAUUGGGAACACUUGAAUUGAUAGGGUAUAGAAACUUGGAAAUAUAUUAAUCGUAAAGUGAAAGUAAAGAAGGGAAAAUAUUACUAAAAAAAGCAAGCUGUGAAGUUAGUAAUUGGAUUGAAGUAGUGAUGAAUUUUUUACUUCAUAGUACAUCAUAUUUUAAGGGCUAAUUUACAAAGGUUGUAAAUGAGACAUUUUGUAUUAUCACAAAAAUAAAAAAUUAGAAUUGAUGCAAAUUAAAAGUAGAAAAUUUUUAGACGUGAUAUAUAAAGUCAUGAAGGAUUCAGAAAUUGAUGUGAGUAAUGAUAAUUGCCAAAAUUCAUAUAUCCUGUAGUAUAUGUAAAUAGCAAAAAAUAUUGUAAAUGCUAUAUUUUGUAUAGUAAGAGUUAUGAUAACCUAUUAAUGUAUGUAAAUUUAUUAAAGAAUAUGUUAAAGGUUGAGUCCAC
This is a messenger RNA of Paramecium primaurelia, 633 nucleotides long. The record is from the annotation of a GenBank genome assembly. Lineage: Eukaryota; Ciliophora; Oligohymenophorea; Peniculida; Parameciidae.